CCCUUCUCUGGGGAAUGGAACUUCCGCUUUGGACUGAGAGCAUCAGGCUCCCGGCUCCUGGUCCCACUGCUGCCCAGCCAAACGGCAUCGCAAGCGGCCUCACAGGACGCCAGGUUCCCAGGAAGCGGCGAAGACUGAGGUGAUGAAGACGCCGAGGGGCGGCCUCCUGGCGCUGCUGCUGCUGCUGCUGCUGGGUCCUCUUGAUGUCUCCCAGGCCCAGAGGGACUGCUCCGGAUCCGGGGCCAUCCCUGGCAUCCCGGGCAUUCCCGGGACACCGGGCUCUGACGGGAACCCGGGGACCCCAGGGACAAAGGGAGCGAAAGGGCUGCCAGGGCUCGCUGGAGACCAUGGCGAGUUUGGAGAGAAGGGGGACCCAGGGACGCCCGGGAAGCCAGGAAAAGUCGGCCCCAAGGGCCCCGUGGGCCCCAAAGGCACCCCAGGGCCCCCUGGACCCCGUGGCCCCAAGGGUGAAUCGGGAGACUACAAGGCUACACAGAAAGUCGCCUUCUCCGCCUUACGGAAGAUCAACACUCCCCUGCGGAAGGACCAGAUGAUCCGCUUUGACCACGUGAUCACCAACGUGAACAACAACUAUGAAUCUCGCAUGGGCAGGUUCACCUGCAAGGUGCCCGGCCUCUACUACUUCACCUACCACGCCAGCUCACGCGGGAACCUGUGCGUGAACCUCAUGCGCGGCAGGGAGCGCAUGGAGAAGGUGGUCACCUUCUGUGACUAUGUCCAGAGCACCUUCCAGGUCACCACCGGGGGCAUCGUCCUCAAGCUGGAGCAGGGGGAGAGCGUCUUCCUGCAGGCCACGGACAGGAACUCCCUGCUGGGCAUCGAAGGCGCCAACAGCAUCUUCUCCGGGUUCCUGCUCUUCCCGAACCCAGAGGUGUGACCUGUGGGGCUGAUUCCUCCCCCACCCCACCCCCUCACCCACCAGCAAUACUCACUGUACCCCCAGCACUACCCUCACACAGUCAGUCUCCAUGGAUGUUGCCGAGUGAAUGAGUAAAUAAACUCUUCAUGACCAAGG
Eptesicus fuscus (big brown bat) is the source of this 1036-nucleotide messenger RNA. It is a transcript of the gene C1QB, whose product is annotated as complement C1q B chain. Lineage: Eukaryota; Metazoa; Chordata; Mammalia; Chiroptera; Vespertilionidae. The transcript has 3 exons. The record is from RefSeq and is a predicted model, not a curated record. Gene Ontology annotation, molecular function: protein binding. The coding region runs from base 143 to 898 and encodes 251 amino acids.